This is a messenger RNA of Atta colombica, 3667 nucleotides long. RefSeq lists its product as uncharacterized. The coding region runs from base 29 to 3571 and encodes 1180 amino acids. NCBI's taxonomy places the organism in Eukaryota, Metazoa, Arthropoda, Insecta, Hymenoptera, Formicidae. The transcript is spliced from 13 exons. Gene Ontology annotation, biological process: tRNA processing; protein folding. The record is from RefSeq and is a predicted model, not a curated record. Gene Ontology annotation, cellular component: mitochondrion; prefoldin complex.
UCGAUAGCGCUGUGUAUAAGUUAGAAAAAUGUUUAAUAACAUGAAAAAAUGCCUGAUAGCCUCAGUUAGGAUUCAUAAGAAAUUGUUAACCCGAUUAAUUCACGUGGAUAUUUUGUCGCCUGGAUUUUAUUUUUUGAAUAUGAAUGCACGAUGUUCCAAUAAUGCAGUCUACAAACGAUUUUACUGUCAUGAUGCGAUCGAUGAAAAAAAUGUAACGAGCGCUGAACUGAAAUAUCAUAAGCAAAAGUUGGAUAAGCAGGAACUGGAUAAACAUCUGUCCGAUCCUGAGAAUUAUAAGCGUUUUCAAAUAUUAGAAUUAGAAGUGGAUGUUUUGCGACACAAUGCUGAAAGAGUACCCAAGAAUAUUAAACCAGGAGAAUGGUUGUGUCUGCUGAAUACACAGGCCAAAUCAACAAGAAAAAAAUACCUUAAGUUUUUGUGGCUUAAUGAGAUGAAAUUAGAAAAUGAUAAGGAAAAGAAAGAAUUAAAGAAAGCUGAAUGGCUUGCUAAAAAGCAAGAAUUGACCAAGGAUACUGGUGAAAUGAAAUAUGGUCUCUUGAAUAAUUCGCUAUUCUUGCGUAUAUAUGAAACAACUAUAAACCACUAUUACAAUGGUAGAUUGAUUUAUAAUAUGAUGUUUGAACCGAAGCUAGUGUUUGAUUGUGGUUAUGAAGAGCAUAUGACUAAACAUGAGAUACACAAUUGCAGCAAGCAGUUAGCUCUCUCAUUUGCUCAUAAUCGCACCCAUGCCAAUCCUCUCACUCUUUAUUUCUGUAAUUUUAACAAAGAUGGAUUACUCAAGCAACAUCUUCAUCAAAAUAUACCUACUUUGAUGCGAGAUGAUUUUCCUCUCAUAAUGACAUCACAAUGUUACUUAGAUAUAUUUCCAAAAAAUCAGUUAGUGUAUCUCACUCCACACUGUAGAACAAAUUUAACUAAAUAUGAUCCAAAUAUGGUUUAUAUCAUAGGUGCAUUGGUAGACAAGGGAAAUUCACAACCAUUAUCUUUGGCAAAAGCUAAAAAACAAGGUAUUCAGAUGGCUAAAUUUCCUUUAGAACAGUAUCUCACUUGGGGUGUCAGCUCGUCAAAGAAUCUUACACUCAAUCAGUCGAUUAGAAUAAUAUUAGAUUUGAGGCACACGGGAGAUUGGAAAGAGGCAUUAAAGAACGUGCCAAUUAGAAAAUUAAAACCUUCCAGAGAAUGGGCUAUACAAAACAAACUGCAGAGUUCUAUAUUUUCAAAAAGAUCACAGAUUCAGGAGGACUCCAGCAUUCAAAAUUUUACAUUUCAAAACGAUUCCGAUGUUCAUAUAACUUAUGAGGAACAACAAAAAAUUAACAAAUUUGCUAGACAAAAUGCGAAGUUGGAAGAUUAUAAGGAAGAACUUAGAGUAAAACAGAACGAACUGAAGAAUUUAGAGGAUGCUUGUGACGAACUAGCUCUUAUGGAUGACGAUGCAAAAAUACCAUACUUUAUUGGAGAGGUAUUCAUCUAUCAUUUCCUUGAGAAAACACAGAGUUCUUUAGAAGAGGCUAAAAGUAAGAAAAAAGAAGAAAUUGCAAAAUUAGAGGGCAAAUGUGCAGAUUUAAAGACAAUCAUGUCUCAAUUAAAAACACAAUUAAUUGCAUAUAAUAUUUUGCAGCAACAAACAGAUUAUCUAUACGAGGGAAUGGAGAUAGCGAAGGAACUUGUAUUAACUCUCAAGCAAAAUAAUAAGUCGCACGUUGGAUAUGGAUUACAAAAGGAGUGCGAAGCUCUUGUUGGGCACAUUUUACAAAAUAUGGUCAGAUCCCAGAUGCCUCCUCUGCACGCUGUAACGAAAAAUAAGGAAGAUUCUAUUAGAUACAGAGAAGAAGGUAAUCAACAUUUUGUGAUGGGUAACGAUCUGGAAGCUAUCGAGUGUUACACUCUGAGCUUAGCAUAUGCUGAUAGCGACGAACUUAUGGCAUACGCACAUGCAAAUCGAUCCGCUGCUUUAUAUAGGAAACAAUUGUAUAAGGAAUGCCUGAUAGAUAUUGAUGCGGCUUUGUCUCACGGAUAUCCAAAAGAGAAACAAAAAAAUUUAAGGGAUAGAGGGGAUAAAGCGAUAACGGAGAUAAAAAAGUUGCUGCAACUAGACUUGAAGGAUAUUGAUGAUCAGAGAAUUACGAAUGAAUCACAUUUAUACGACAGUAUCGAGAAAUCUGUUACAGAAGACAUUGAACACGUAAAGAACAGGGCAGGGAUGAUAAACAAUGAAGGAAUCCCGCAGAAACAAGGCACAACUAACGAGAGUUAUCUCCAUUAUGCAACGAAGAUCCCUCCGCGGAAACCGAGAUAUUUGCAAGAAGAGAACUUCUCCAAGUUAAUGAAUGGCCCAAGCCGAGAAGUUCCCGCUGUUAGUGAUGGCGUCACGAUAUCCUUCUCUGAGAGAUAUGGUAGACAUUACAUAGCGACACAGGAAUUUAAACCUGGUGAUAUAAUCAGCAUCGAAGAUCCGUAUGCACAUGUUAUCUAUGAAGAACGGUAUUAUACACAUUGCCACUAUUGUCUAGCCAGAAGCUACAAUCUAAUACCGUGUUCAGAAUGCCCGAUAGCUCAGUAUUGCUCUGAGAAUUGCAGGAAGCUGGCGUGGGAAGCGUGUCAUGAGAUGGAAUGUCCAAUUCUAAAGUUGUUGACGAACUUGCUCAAUGUUGAUAAAGAUAAAAUAAGAAUGAUUUCGAAGAUCAUUCGAUUGCUGAUUGUAGUGACCCAGAAUGGAAUUAGAAUUGAAGAACUGCAACAAGAUAUGAAAACUGCGGAAUCUAAUUCAGACAAUAGAACGGCAGGAUUUACAAAUACUGGGAUAUUAGACAGUUUUAGCGCGCGGUCCGCACUGAGUCUGGCGACCAAUAUGACUACGAGACCGCUGAUCGGGAUCAGCGCUUUCGCCUGCAUCUCGGCCCUUGCGGUAAUCCUUUUAGCUACGCAGACAAAAUUUUUUCCUAAGAAAUAUGAGAUUGAUGAUUUGAAGGAUAUCAGCGAAUUUUCCGAGCUCAAAUUUUGCGCCAGUAUAAUGUUUCGUGCUUGUGUAAUAAUGUCUUCUAACUGUUUUUCGAUACAACAAGAACCAGGAAUUGUGUCGGGUUCGGGAUUAUAUGUGGCUCACAGUCUAUACAAUCAUUCUUGCGCACCAAAUACUUUUCGACAUUUCGAGGGACUAACCAUGAUUACGCGUGCCUUAACACCUAUACAUCCCGGAGAUCAAAUAUUCACAAGCUACGGCGGUAUUUAUGCGCACAUGCCACGAUCUGAGAGGAAACAAAAGAUACUGCAAGAUUAUUUUCUCGAUUGUGAUUGUCCGGCGUGCAAAAAUGACUGGCCGACAUAUAAUGACAUUCUGCGAGAACAUAUUGGAUCUAUCUCCAAGAAUAAGCAACUCGUGGAAAAACUGACGCCUUUCAGGGAGAGAUUACUCGCAAAUAUGUACGAUAUCGAGGCGGUGAAGGCCGUUCUAGAUAUAUUAUACAAGGAAGUGAAUAAAUAUCCAUGUGAAGAAAUACUCCACGCGGAGCAGUAUUUAAAAAGUUAUUAUUUGGGUAAAUUUAAAUAAAUUUUACAAUUAAUGCUUUAUGCUUCAGCAUAGUCUUCGUAUGUUUAGCUCUGCUUAUUGAUUUUUGCUUUGAUAAUUUCUUGCUCACUAUUUCCU